AUGUCUCUGUCUCUGUCUCUGUCUCUGUCUCUGUCUCUGUCUCUGUCUCUGUCUCUGUCUCUGUCUCUGUCCUCUGUCUCUGUCUCUGUCUCUGUCUCUGUCUCUGUCUCUGUCUCUGUCUCUGUCUCUGUCUCUGUCUCUGUCUCUGUCUCUGUCUCUGUCUCUGUCUCUGUCUCUCUCUCUCUCUUUCAUAUCUCUCUCUCUUUCAUAUCUCUCUCUCUUUCAUAUCUCUCUCUCUGUCUCUCUCUCUCUCUCUCUCUCUCUCUUUCAUAUCUCUCUCUCUUUCAUAUCUCUCUCUCUGUCUCUCUCUCUCUCUCUCUCUCACCUCUCCCUUCAUUCAUUGCCCAUCUUUCUGGAGCACAAAUCGUGAAGCUUGACUCCGACACCAGUGCCAUGCCAGCGCGCUUCACCCUGUCGGCCCUGAUCCUAACUGGGAUCGUUGACCUGCUCGCAUCCGGGGGCCUCCUUCUCGGUAGCAUGCUGCAAAAGAGCGACACGUCUCAUGCCAUUAACAACCACUAUGCCUUCAAGUGUACCUUCAGCGACCUCAUGCUGGUGGCCCUGUGCCGUGGCAUCGUGGUUGCAGCAAUCGCUGGUCUCUUCUGUUGUCUCUUAUUUGCCGUGGCCUCAGUCGUCAUGAGCGUGACCAAGGCUCUCUUGCUGCACAAGAAAUGCGUGGCAGAGGAUAACUCACUCUGGGGCACCAUGCUCGCUCUGGUCAUUGCCAUUGGCGCGGUGGAGGCCAUUCUGUCUAUGAUCUGCCUAAAACGCUCCUCGCUGUGCAUUGCCCCCUCCCCGGGUGCCACAAAGGAUGAUUUGCUUCUCGUUGAGGAUGAACGUGCGGAAGCGACGGAAAACACACCGCUCCUCCGCAACGACAACCAACCCAAGGCCACUGUUAUGCGUCUCCGUGGAUUGGUCGGUCUCUCCGAGAGCGUGGUGGAUGACGUGGACCAUGUGCCGUCGCGCGGCCCGGUGACUGUUAGCCUACCACAACCGGACUUUGAUGGAACCGAACGUCGCUCUUCGGAUCGUCGCUCCUCGGAUAAGCGUCGCAAAACGACACGCAUGGCCCCAGCCAGUCGAAUUACCAAGCAAGCAUCUGAACCGGGGAAGCCCGACGUGGGAGAGAUAGUCACGGUUGCUGGCAAAGAAAUGCGCAAGCCGGUCGUGCCGAGUGAGAAGCCUAAAGCCGUUGGUUUUAUGUCCACAGAGACACAAGAAGAAGCAACGUAUCGCAAGCGUUUGCAUAUCAUCAACGAGAUUGUACAGACUGAGGAGCGCUACGUCGAUGUGCUUGAUAUGAUUAUCACGGUGUUUCAGCAACCGCUGGAACAGGCGGCCAAUAUGCAGCUGGCCCUGCGCGCCUCUUCCAUCUCUCAGCGCAGCAUCGACUGGACGGGAGGCGAGUAUAACAUUAGCAUUAGUGAGAAGCAAGUCAAAACCAUCUUCCUGGAGCUUGAAAGCAUUUUCAAUGUCAACUCGCGGUUCUUGCUCGAGCUGCUGGAGAGGUUCUGUAACUGGCAACCAGACUCCACUAUUGGCGACAUUUUCCAGCGUUAUCUGGGCUUUUUCAAGGUGUACGUCACCUUUGCCAACAACUUUGACCAGGCCAUCAGCACCAUUUCGCAAUGUCGUCGUAAAACCUCUUUUCAAAAGUUUCUCGAGGCUUGUUUGGAGCAGCCGCGCUGCAACCGCCUUUGGCUUGACGACCAUUUGAUCGCACCCAUCCAGCGCAUCCCGCGCUACAAGCUCUUGCUGACUGAUCUUUUGAAGCGCACGCCCGACUCGCAUCCCGACUUUCUCCAGCUCCGCCAGGCCCUCGACGGCUUUACCAGCCUGGCUUCGACCAUCAACGAGGCCAAGCGCGACGCAGAAACUCGUUUGCUAACUUUGCAAGUCAUGCGUAUGGUCAAGCACAUGCCACCACUUCAAGACCCCGCGCGCCGUUUCAUCAAUGACUUUCCUGGGCGAUUGCUGCAAGCAGUUCAAACUCCCGCUGGCGGUGCCGGUAGCGGGAAUGAAGCAGAGGUUGAAACUCAAAAGCCUGGCUUUGUGCUUGUCGAGAAACACGACGCCGUCAUCUACUUGUUCACCGACAUUGUGGUUGUGGCCAUGCAUGAGCGUGUUGAGGGCUUAUUGGGCCGGACGAGCGAGAAACUCAAGCAGCUGGGGCGCCAAGGCCAAGUAGAGCGUCCCGUGGAGCGAACGCACGACGGUCAAGAUAUUAUUCACAAGUAUAAAUUUCAUUCUCUCUGUAGCCUCAGCAAUAGCUCGUUGGAAGUGAUUUCGCGGGAAAAAUGGACUUGCAAGCUCACUCAAGAUACAGAAGUUUGCUACUUUCGAGCACCCUCGUUGGAUGAAAUGCGAAUGUUAAUACAUGCAUUCAAUGAGGCCCGAAAUGAAAACGAAAAGGUCUUGUACUUUCUGCCGUUGGCUGUGGCGGCUGAACGACGAGAGCUUCAUCUCACCUUGGCCGAUUACACGGCGGAUGGGCGCCGGCGAGUAUCUCAGCGCAAGCUAUCCGAGCAGGUGCAGCCCAAGCUGUCUACCUCAACUACACAACUUGCAGCUGCCGCCGUCGAAGGGGGAGCAGCUACUGAUGAUGCCUCUGAAGAUGCAGCCACUGAUGCAGACCGUAACAAUACGGCCCAGCAGAGCAAGGAGGAAGCAGCUGGUGAUGCAGAAAAGGAUGGUCAACGAGGCCACGAUACCAGCCUUGAUGACAACGAGGGGGCUGACCCACGCAUCAGUGCGAUAUCCACGGCAACCGACUUGACCAUCAUGUCGGAAGAACCCUCACAAAGAGUGAGCGCUGUCGCCCUGAGUGAUUCGGAUGCUGAGGAAUCAGAAAUGCAAGAUGAUGCCUGA
Molecule: messenger RNA, 2871 nt
Organism: Monosiga brevicollis MX1
Lineage: Eukaryota; Choanoflagellata; Craspedida; Salpingoecidae
Exons: 23
Coding region: 1-2871 (956 amino acids)
Cellular component (GO): cytoplasm
Molecular function (GO): guanyl-nucleotide exchange factor activity
Source: RefSeq, a predicted model, not a curated record